Messenger RNA from Aegilops tauschii subsp. strangulata, 333 nucleotides. RefSeq lists its product as uncharacterized. The record is from RefSeq and is a predicted model, not a curated record. NCBI's taxonomy places the organism in Eukaryota, Viridiplantae, Streptophyta, Magnoliopsida, Poales, Poaceae.
AUGAUUCAAGAACGUGGAGACUACAAGUCACUAGAUCCUGUUGAUAUCCUCGUAAGACUGGAUACUCAUGAAUUCCAACAAGCUGAGAAGACAGAUCUCUACGGGCCAAGCUAUGGAAGAUCACGUGCACUGGAGGCCAAGGAAAUUUCCUCAUCUGAAGGGGAAAAUUCUGACAACAACCUUGGUGAUCCUGAGGAACUAAGCCAGGCGCUAGCAAUGCUCGUGAGGAAAUUCCAGAAGUUCUCAAGGCGUGGCCAUUUGGAAAAUCUUCAAGAGUGGCUGAAGGAAUCAAAGAAGAAGAAGUACAAGGAUGACAGUUCAGAUGACUCGUAG